This is a messenger RNA of Centruroides sculpturatus (bark scorpion), 926 nucleotides long. RefSeq lists its product as uncharacterized. Bases 114 to 803 code for a protein of 229 amino acids. The transcript is spliced from 5 exons. Lineage: Eukaryota; Metazoa; Arthropoda; Arachnida; Scorpiones; Buthidae. The record is from RefSeq and is a predicted model, not a curated record.
GUUUGCAGACUACAAAUACAGGAAAAUAAAGCUUCUAGUAUUUAAAAUAAUCUUUCAGUAUAUAUAAAGACAAGAAGACACCAAGACUAAAUAUACAGUAAAACACUAGAAAAAUGAAGUUAUUUCUCUUUGCAAUCGCUCUGGUUUUCGGUAUCAAACAAAGUUAUGCAGCUGAAUGCCACUGGAGAGAAAUCGAUUUAUGUUUGGCAACUGCAGCUCUUUAUGGAACUGGAGGAAAUAUAAUUCCAGAAAAUGAAGAAAAUGUCGAAUUAUUCUGCAGCACUGUUCAAGAAGGGCAAUCGUGUGUAGGCAACUUUUCAACAAAAUGUAUGUCAUCCUCAUUGAGACAAUUAUUGUAUUUGUUUGUUGAGCCAACAGUACAGUUCACUCAAGACUUCUGUACUAAAGGAUCUGCAUCGCAAAAAAAAUGGUUGCAACACGCUCCAUGCUUAGCAGAACAUUUUGAUGAUGCAAGACCAUGUAUAGAUGAUGGAUUAACAGCUUUAGAAUACUUAACCAAAGUUCCACCAAAAGAUCGAUUUUCUAGUUUAUGUUGUACCUUCACGAACAUUCGUCAAUGUUUAGGAAAUCUUUUAUCAGAAAAAUGCUCUAAAGAUGCUGAAGAUUUAAUGGAUGUGAUGCUUAGGAGUUUAAUAAGCGAUUUACCAUUCACUGCAUGUCAAUCAUUCGAUCCAAAAUCUGAUAAAUGUAGAGCUGUCCUUCCACCUCCGGGUACCAAAACCGCUGGAUCUGAAUCUGAAUUACAAAUUGUACGUUUGCUCUCUACAUUCCUCGGAAGUUAAGAAGUGUUAUCUGCAUUUUUCUCAUAGAAAAUAAAUUGUAGUUUUUUCCCCUAGGUAGUAACAUAAUCAUUAAUUAAAAUUAUUCUGGAUUUCUAAUAGUUUUGUGAUUUAAAAAAACUAAAU